AUGUCAUCCUCAUCCCAAAAUGCCGACAAGAUCAAAGAAGCCCACUCAACCCUAUACGACGCAGGUCUAGAAAUGCGCAACAAAGUAGCCGGCAAAGAAUACGUCGACACCGCCCUCUCAAACGCAACUUCCGAUUUCGCAAGACCAAUGCAAGAACUGGCAACAGAAGCAGCAUGGGGUAGCAUCUGGACACGCCCAGGUCUGGAUCUGAAAACUAGAAGUUUGUUGAAUAUAGCCAUGCUCUGCGCACUCAACCGCGGGCCAGAAUUGGCAGUACACACAAGAGGAGCGCUGAACAAUGGAGCUUCAGAAGUAGAAAUCAGGGAGGUUAUAUUACAGGCUGCAGUAUAUGCCGGUAUGCCUGCUGGAAUGGAAGGGACAAAGAUUGCGGAAAAGACCAUCAAGGAGUGGAAGCAGAAGAAUGGUAAAUAG
Molecule: messenger RNA, 432 nt
Organism: Aureobasidium pullulans EXF-150
Lineage: Eukaryota; Fungi; Ascomycota; Dothideomycetes; Dothideales; Saccotheciaceae
Product: 4-carboxymuconolactone decarboxylase
Exons: 2
Coding region: 1-432 (143 amino acids)
Molecular function (GO): peroxiredoxin activity
Source: RefSeq, a predicted model, not a curated record